Molecule: messenger RNA, 4012 nt
Organism: Trichechus manatus latirostris (Florida manatee)
Lineage: Eukaryota; Metazoa; Chordata; Mammalia; Sirenia; Trichechidae
Gene: SENP2
Product: SUMO specific peptidase 2
Exons: 17
Coding region: 220-1983 (587 amino acids)
Biological process (GO): proteolysis; protein desumoylation
Cellular component (GO): nucleus
Molecular function (GO): deSUMOylase activity
Source: RefSeq, a predicted model, not a curated record
GCUUUCCGGUCCGGUGGGAGGAGGUGACGUCGGGAGCGAUGGUGGACUGGGUCUCCUGUAACCCUGGGGACGUUUUAUCUGCGGGCCUUCGGAUUGCGUCACAAGCCCGCGACUAAGCCUUGGCGGUGGUGGCCGAGGCAGCGAAGGCGGCAGCGGCGGCGACAGCUCUGGGGUUUGCGUCUCGGGUUGUGUCGGCCGCCGCUGUUGCUCGGGCCUGGUAUGUACAAAUGGCUGGUUAGAAUUCUCGGCACCAUUUUCCGUUUUUGUGACCGGCCGGUGCCCCCUGCCCGGGCCCUCCUGAAGAGGCGGCGCUCGAACAGCAGUCUAUUUUCUGCAGUGGACACUGAUGAAAUACCAGCCAAAAGACCACGAUUAGAUUGCUUUAUUCACCAAGUGAAGAACAGUCUCUACAAUGCUGCCAGCUUACUUGGAUUCCCAUUCCAGCUGACCACCAAGCCCAGGGUUACUUCUGCUUGUAAUGGAACACGGGAUGUGGCUCCUUCAGAAGAGGUAUUUUCGAGCUCUUCGUCUGGUGGACUGACAGGUUCUGGAUCCUGGAACAACAUGCUGAAACUGGGUAGUAAGUCUCCUGAUGGAAUAAGUGACUAUCCAAAGAUCCGAGUGACAGUAACCCGAGACCAGCCACGCAGAGUCCUGCCUUCCUUUGGUUUUACCUUGAACUCAGAAGGCUGUAGUAGAAGACCAGGUGGCCGUCGCCAUGGCAGAGGCAAUCCAGAGGGUCCCUUAACGUGGAAACCUCGGGAACAAGCUAUCACAGAGAUGAUUUCCGAAGAGGGUGGCAAGGGUCUGAGGCGUCCCCACUGUACUGUGGAAGAGGGUGUUCAAAAAGAGGAAAGAGAGAAGUACCGAAGGUUACUGGAGCGACUCAAAGAAGGUGGUCAUGGGAACCCGGCCCCUCCUGCAGCUUCAAACCCUCACAGUUCUCAGAGAAGUCAGAUGGACAUGUUAAAGACCAGAGGCUGGGGGGAAGAACAGAAUCACGGAGUCAAAACAACUCGUUUUGUUCCCAAACAGUAUAGAGUUGUUGAAACAAGGGGACCUCUAUGCUCAGUGAGAAGUGAAAAGAGAUGUUCAAAGGGGAAAAUAUCUGAUACUGAGAAUACAGGUGGAAUCAGAGUUGAAAAUGAAGUUAGGAGGGGACAUCAGCUGGAACCUGACCUGUCCGAGGAAGUGUCAGCCCGACUCCGCCUGGGCAGUGGAAGCAAUGGCUUAUUCAGGAGCAAGACGUUAGUGCGUGAGACGAAAGAAAAGAAUUACUCAGGCAAAGAGAGAAGGACAGACGAUCUUCUUGAACUUACAGAGGACAUGGAAAAAGAAAUCAGUAAUGCCCUAGGCCACGGCUCGCAGGAUGAGAUCCUCAGUAGUGCUUUCAAAUUGCGAAUUACUCGUGGUGACAUCCAGACCUUGAGGAACUAUCACUGGCUCAAUGACGAAGUCAUUAACUUUUACAUGAAUCUUCUGGUGGAAAGAAAUAAAAAGCAAGGCUAUCCAGCACUCCACGCCUUUAGUACUUUCUUCUAUCCUAAGCUGAGGUCUGGGGGUUACCAGGCAGUGAAAAGAUGGACCAAGGGGGUCAAUCUCUUUGAACAAGAACUUAUUCUCGUGCCCAUUCAUCGGAAGGUCCACUGGAGUCUGGUGGUGAUAGACCUAAGGAAAAAGUGUCUUAAAUAUCUGGAUUCUAUGGGACAAAAGGGCCACAGGAUCUGUGAGAUUCUUCUUCAGUAUUUACAGGAUGAAAGUAAGACCAAGAGAAAUACUGAUGUGAAUCUUUCAGAAUGGACGCACUACAGCAUGAAGCCACACGAGAUUCCUCAACAGCUGAAUGGGAGUGAUUGCGGAAUGUUUACUUGUAAAUAUGCAGAUUAUAUCUCUAGAGACAAACCUAUCACAUUUACUCAGCACCAGAUGCCUGUCUUCCGGAAGAAGAUGGUGUGGGAGAUACUUCAUCAGCAGUUGCUGUGAGUGUGCCCGCCCGUCCCGCUGGCUGCUGGUGGUUCUUCCCGGAUGGUUUCAUAUACCUCAUGCCUUGUGGGCUGAAAACUCCCCGCACCGUCUCUGUUCUCUUCCAGGUACUGAGCUGUCGAAAGUGCAUGGCGGCCUCUGACCGCACCCCAGCCCUGACCUGGGGUGUGGAGGCCUGCUUGCAGCUCUGUUUGUGAGGGCUGUGCCUGCUCAGAGCUCUGGACUCUUCAACCCACACAAGAACAAACGCUAAGUCAUACUUUUUUUUGGAACAUGUUUUUUCCCGGUGAACGUGGGAAUGCAGGUUUUAUUCUGAUUGUUUUUUCCUGUGUGUGUCCGUGCGUAUUCAUCUGCUCACUCACCUGCAAACAGAAUGGGCAGUGGCCGUUUCCCCUGCUCUUUUAGAUAACUAACUCUAAGUUCCUUGUUUGAACUAUUUAUUUCUGAAAGGAAAGUUAAUCAAGCUACCACUCCCUGCUGAAGGUCAAGAGGGUAAUCCGUGGGAGGAGGAAGGAGGUGUUAAUUAACUUCUGUAACGCUGGAGCGGUGACUGCCACCUUGAAGCUGGAGAUCUUUUUUUUUGAGGCCUGAGCGUGCGGGGAGAGGUGCUCUGGCGUAGGGCCGGUUGCCUCUCGGAGGAGGCCUGACACUCCAGCAUUGGCCUGGUGUUGUGGAAAAGAGGAACUGUGGUCAAGGAACUCUGGCUCUCCAGCGUCUUCAGAAGAGUGUCACGGUCAUUCUAAAGAGACUUUCCUCUCUGGAAGUGAGGUGACUUGACUUUCUCUCAAAACUGGAUUUGAAGUAAUUAUAAACCCCAAAUCUUCACUCUCACCCCAGAUCUGGUCAAGCGGAAACCUCAGAAUUGUAAGGGCUGGGCCUGAGCUGUUUAUUUCAAAAGAUACUAUUCAAUCUAAAGCUAUUUUUCCUCAAAGUUUUUUUUCUAUAUAAAGCCAGAAUUAAGUUUUGUACUCAUUGGGAUUAACAGUCCCCUACCCUGCCCCCACUGAAAUUUGUGGAAGAAAAUUGAAUAGUUGGCUCUGAGGUUGCCAGUUACACAGUAAUCUAUUUUGCAUAAGAAAGUUUGUAUUUAACGUUUUUGUUCAUUAAGAACCUUACAGAUGUAGUUAUGCAUCUUGAAUUUCAGAAAGUUUUAGAGUUGGUCAGAACGUAUUUUCCAAGAUCUAGUGCCUAGUGUUGCUUUUUCGAUGUAAUAAAAGGUAGUCUGACAGAACCUGAGAAGUAUAUGCUGACGUGAUUUCUAACCCUGUCCCUACUUACACCUCCCAAACUUGGCCUGGUGCAUAAAAGCAGGAGGCGGAGCCAGAAAACGUUGGCCCAUGUUAGCGACGAAGCGACACGUCUGCCCUCGGAGGGCCCAGGCUGCGGGUCGCCGAGGCAUCCUGGGGGUAGCGCUGCCUGUGGUUUUCCCGAGACCUGUGGGAGUCUUGGUGCAGGACCAGGGCCUGUGAUACGCACUGACGGUGCUGUGUCCACCUGAUGGCCAGACCAGGGGCCACUUGAUGCCCUGAUGAGCGAGCUGGUGGUGCUGACUCUCCAGCCGAGGCUGCGCAGAGACGCCUUCCUGCUGCCCGAGCUGUGCCAGUGAGUCCUGGGGGCAGGAGCUGGCAGCCCGGGAUUCACCGGGCCUCAGCCUACUCAAGAGCCAGCUCCCACCCGGCCCCAGUGCACAACACCUGAGAAUUUAGUACCUUGAUUCCGAUUUGACCCCUGUUGGGUGAAUCCUGUCAGAAAUGGCAGCUUGUAUUCAAAUGAAGGGGUGCUGGGGGUUCUUUAGUAUUCGAGGGGCUGCUUAGGAGCAGCUUGCACUCAGCUUUCCAUUAAUGUGCCCCCUUCAGGACCAAACUGAAAUGGUAAGAGCAGAGUUAAGAUCUAGAGCGGCAUUCUCCCUUACCCUGAGUUUCAUACUGAGUAGGAUGUGCUGCAGGUCAUGUUUCUGUAGGCACUGACAUGUCUUCCUUGCUGCAGAGAAACUUGCUGGUAAUCACUUUUUUUUUUUAUUUCUACACAG